AUGAGGGUGAUGCCGAUGGGCUGGACGCGGAGCUUCUUCUUCGCGCAAGUCUUGCACGCGCACCAGGUCAGCCAGAUCAGGGACUGGACCCCGGGCGCGGCCAUCCAGGAUCGCGCCCCUCCGCCCCCUUUUCGGGCGGGCUCCGAGCUGGCGCUGCCGUGCUGCGACAACUUCGUGGCGGCUGCGUCCUCUAAGGCCCAGGCCGAUGCCCUCCGCGAGGACUGCAAGCGGAGGCUCACCUCGCUCGGUUUCGAGGUCUGCCGCCGCUUGAGCCGCCAGCGACCCUGGCUCAGCGGUCGCCAGUUGGAGCGGCUCUUGGGCCACGCUGCCUUCCAGUUCCUGGGACACAGGCCGUUGCUCUCGAUUUUCCGCAGCUACUACACCUUUGUGCAGUGCCACUACCUCCGACCACGGCGGCUUUGGCGUUCGGCUGCAGAGGAGCUCCGCGCGGCUGCUGCCAUGCUGCCCUUCGCCAGGGCGAACGUGCGGCGGCCUUGGGCUUCCGAGGUGGAGGUGUUCGACGCCAGUCCAGCGGUGUGCGGCGUCCUGUCCGCGGCCUUGCCGGAGAAG
Molecule: messenger RNA, 570 nt
Organism: Prorocentrum cordatum
Lineage: Eukaryota; Dinophyceae; Prorocentrales; Prorocentraceae
Source: the annotation of a GenBank genome assembly